AUGGCUGUUGGCGUCGAAGAUAUUGAGGUUGGCUUCGAAGAAGCAAUGUCGUGGCUGCCUUCCUAUGUUCUCGAUGAGGCAUUAGUGGAAACCGGAAAUAAGAACCAGGCAGCUGCUGAUGAUUCAGUAGAAAAGAUUGUGUUUAUUAUUGGUUUGCUGUUAAUUUUACAGGAUGAUGUGAAGUACCAUUAUCAUCACCAUCGUUCAAAGUUGCCUACUGAGCCCUUGCCACCGCACUCAAAGGCUAGCUCCAGAUGGCAUCACAAACCAAGAUAUUCGAGCAAGUGGGCUUCAGGAGGACCUGGAAUGCAGGCAUUUUUCCUACAUUCUGGCCAAAAAUCAUGUGGGACUGGUGUUUUCCUUCCUCAAAGGGCUGGCACGAAUUUUCAGUCAAGCAGAAGGCCAGCUUGCUCUCCUGUUCUCCUCCCUUUCCGGGUUGUUCAAGCUCUCAAACUCAAUGUUCAUGAAUUAGGCCUGCAAAUUUCUUCCCGACGAGAUCACAAAACCAACACUUCGAAAGGUGGAGAGUUGAGUUCAUUCAACAAUAAAAAUGAGAAGGAUCAUGUAUCGAUAAAACGUUGUGUUAUUUCCCAGAAUGAAAGUUCUUCGCCGGAGAUACUUCUUCCCAAGGAGUGGACUUACUAG
This is a messenger RNA of Durio zibethinus, 645 nucleotides long. The record is from RefSeq and is a predicted model, not a curated record. NCBI's taxonomy places the organism in Eukaryota, Viridiplantae, Streptophyta, Magnoliopsida, Malvales, Malvaceae.